Closterium sp. Yama58-4 is the source of this 537-nucleotide messenger RNA. The record is from the annotation of a GenBank genome assembly. NCBI's taxonomy places the organism in Eukaryota, Viridiplantae, Streptophyta, Zygnematophyceae, Desmidiales, Closteriaceae.
AUGGAGAGGAUUUGUGAAGUGUCUCAAAACCUUAAACCUCUUCCUGCCUUCCUCAGCCAAGGGAGGAGCACAUGGAGAGGAUUUGUGAAGUGUCUCAAAACCUUAAACCUCUUCCUGCCUUCCUCAGCCAAGGGAGGAGCACAUGGGCAACCUCUCCCUCCACCCUCUCUCCCUCCUCCCUCUCUCCCCUCCCUCUCUCCCUCCUCCCUCCCUCCUCCCUCCCUCUCCUCUCUCCCCUCUCUCUCUCUCCCUCCUCCCUCUCUCCCUCUUCCCUUUCUCCCUCCUCCCUCUCUAACUCCUCCCUCUCUCCCUCCUCCCUCCCUCCCUCCUCCCUCUCUCCCUCCUCCCUCUCUCCCUCCUCCCUCCCUCCCUCCUCCCUCCCUCCCUCCCUCCUCCCUCUCUCCCUCCUCCCUCUCUCCCUACUCCCUCUCUCCCUCCUCCCUCCCUCCCUCAUCCCUCUCUCCCUCCUCCCACUCUCCCUCCUCCCUCUCUCCCUUAUCUCUCUCUCUCCCUCCUCCCAGAGCCCACUGUUUGUGA